Rhipicephalus microplus (southern cattle tick) is the source of this 1443-nucleotide messenger RNA. RefSeq lists its product as uncharacterized. The record is from RefSeq and is a predicted model, not a curated record. Lineage: Eukaryota; Metazoa; Arthropoda; Arachnida; Ixodida; Ixodidae.
AUGUGGGAAUUCGACGCCUUCAUAGAAGAAGGAGACGAAGAUUUCGCAUCGUAUGUAAAACGGUUUGGGCACUAUUGCAAAGUAGCCGGCGUACAAGACGAAGAACUUAAAAAGUCAGCCUUGAUCUAUGCCAUAGGAAAGAAAGCGUACAAGACGCUCAAGGACCUUCUUCUACCUGCAAAACCUGAAGAGAAGGCGUUCGAGGACUUGGUGAAAGUGCUGAGUGGCCACUACGAGCCUUCAAGUCAAGUCAUUGCGGAGCGUUUCAAAUUCAACAACAGGAGGUACCAAGGAGAAGGGGAGUCCGUCGCGGCAUUUGCAGUCACGCUGAAGCACAUGGCAGCCAAGUGCAACUACGGUACGUUUCUCGACGACCCUUUACGGGACCGGUUCGUCGCUGGGUUACGGAAUUCCACCAUUCAGACGGGUUUACUGAAGAGGAAGGAGCUGACGUUCGAAUCGGCCUGCGUUUUUGCUAAGAGCGUUGAGCUAGCGGAGCGGGAGUCGAGGGGAUUCCGACCAACUGCGAAUACGGAUGCCGACAUUCACGCUCUAAAGAAGACGGGGAAGGAACCGGAGUUUGCCAGCAAGCCGAAGAACAGUUCAAUGCGAAGCUGCUAUCGAUGCGGUCAAGAGCAUGACGCCCGUUGCUGCCGUUAUCGUAAAUUCAAAUGCCAUCUUUGCAAGCGCGUGGGACAUUUGGCGCGCAUGUGCAGAUGCAAGCAACCGGCGCCUGGCACCGUCCACAACGUGAGUGACGAAGCGAGCGGAGGCACAGAGCUGCUGCUGCACGGUGUGUAUCUGGUGGGCACGGAACAACCAUAUGAAGUUGAAGUACAGAUAGCCGGCCAGCUUGUGAAGAUGCAAGUAGAUACGGGCGCAGCCGUAUCACUCGUCCCGGAAUGCGUUUACCGGCAGCUAAAGCAGCCGCCGCAGCUUGCGAAGUGCGAGAUGAAGCUCAAGACUUACGGCGGAGCGACGCUACAAGUGAAAGGCCAAGUGGAGGUCUUGGUCGAUUAUAAGGGACAGUGGAAAGUCCUGCCAAUCAUCGUGGUACCAGGAGAGAAGCCAGCACUCCUAGGCCGCGACUGGAUUGCGAACCUCGGAAUGGACCUAAACAGCAUUCACGAGGUGCACGCACAACCGUCUGUCGAUAGCAUCCUGUCAAGGUAUGCCAGCGUUUUUUCACCUGGUUUAGGGUUGAUAAAGGGUUACCAAGCAAAACUGGUGCUUAAGGAAGGAAGCAUGCCAGUCUUUUGCAAGGCGUGGUCUGUGCCGUAUGCCAUUCGUGAACCUGUCGAGCAUGAGCUAGGCAAUUUGCAAAAAGAGGGCGUACUGGUGCCCGUAACCCGCAGCGACUGGGCCACGCCGCUGGUAGCUGUUCACAAGCCAGACGGCACAGUAAAAUUGUGUGGAGACUAUAAAUUGACGGUGAAUCCAUGA